Molecule: messenger RNA, 3215 nt
Organism: Falco peregrinus (peregrine falcon)
Lineage: Eukaryota; Metazoa; Chordata; Aves; Falconiformes; Falconidae
Gene: APBA3
Product: amyloid beta precursor protein binding family A member 3
Exons: 10
Coding region: 32-2284 (750 amino acids)
Biological process (GO): chemical synaptic transmission
Cellular component (GO): dendritic spine; cytoplasm; plasma membrane
Molecular function (GO): amyloid-beta binding; protein binding
Source: RefSeq, a predicted model, not a curated record
GGCCCUCGGUCGCCAGCGGGGGGAGCCGGCCAUGGAGAGCCGCAUGGAUUUCCAGGCGGCUGCGGCCUCAGCCCCUGGUCUGGGCAGCGACGAGGCCCCGGAGCCGCCGGCCAUGGACACGGAGGAGGGGCCGGCGGCGCGGCCCGGCGCCCCCGAGCUCCGCCGGGGUGUGAGACAGUCCCAGGAGCCCCCCUUCGCCCCCCCGCGGCCUGGCUGCGGCCCCGAGGCCCGGCGGCGGGGUGCAGGGCCCAGCCCGGGGCCUGCCGCAGCCUCGGACGGCGGGCGCGGCCGAGCGGCGCUUUACCAGGGCUCGGGAAGGGAGUUGGAGGAGGCGGCCGCGGCACCGCAGGGCUCCGUCGGCUGGGAGCCCGGUGCCGGGAAUACCCCUGAGGGCGUGGGCCACCCCCGGAUCUCCAGCCGCGGCGACCCGGUGGGCAUGGAGCUGGAUGAGACCCCCGAGGCCAGUGCCCGCCCGGGCAGGGCCGAGUGGGCCAAGGGUGCGGAGGCUGAUCCCGCGGAGAUGCAGGGCCUGCUGGCCCAGCUGGAGACCCUCGACCCCAACCUCAGCGACCACUCGCCCCCCUCGGAGCGGGGCCUGCUGCCCUCCCCAGGUGCGGGCCCGGCCCCUCCAGCAAGCGAGCAGCCCCGGCGCGGUGACAGUGAGUGCCAGGGCAAGUGCCGGCCUUGCCCGCUGCACGUGGCCAUGGGCCGAGGCCUAGCAACGCGGCCCUGCUGUGCCCAGCACUCAGCCUGCUCCCGGCCUUGCCACGGGCUGCUCUUCGCCGAGGCCGACCGGGAGGACUUGCUGAGCCUGUUGUGCUAUGAGGGGGGGCUGCCUGAGGCCGGCACUGAGACUCCCUUGGCCCGCUCCGAUAUCCUGGCUGGGACCAACCUGGAGAUGCUGCAGGCUCAAGAGGAGCCGGCUGCUGUGGAGAAGCCUGAAGGGCUGGAGAGGCCAGAGAGCUCGGAGGAAGGAACUUCCGGCAGCUGGUAUUAUGGAGAAGUGCACUGCGAGGUCGACUCUGCCUGUGAGGGCAAUCAGGACAGUUCCCCGGAGCCAGCCUGGGUGGCCCUGCCUCCCACUCUGGCCCUGGAGCCAGAGCAGCCACCCCAGGGCAGCAUGACCAACAGGAAAUCCCAAUCCUCCUGCUCGACCUUCAAAGAGGUUCCAGGCCCUUGUGACCCGGAGGAUCUGCUGGACGGUGUGAUUUUUGGGGCAAAGUACCUGGGCUCCACACAGCUGGUCUCAGAGAGGAACCCCCCAACCAGCGUCCGCAUGGCACAGGCCCAGGAGGCGGUGGACAGGAUCAAGGCACCGGAGGGGGAGUCCCAGCCCAUGACGGAGGUGGAUCUGUUUGUCUCCACACAGAGGAUCAAGGUGCUCACGGCUGACACACAGGAGGCCAUGAUGGAUCACUCCCUCCAGACCAUCUCCUACAUUGCUGACAUCGGCUCCCUCGUGGUGCUCAUGGCACGUCGGAAACUUCCUCGGCGGUCAGAUGUAGCAGAGGAAAAGCGGCUCUACAAGAUGAUCUGCCACGUCUUCCACUCGGCUGAUGCCCAGAUCAUCGCUCAGGCCAUCGGACAGGCGUUUGGCGUGGCCUACCAGCGCUUCCUGGAGGCCAACAGCAUUGACCCGAGCGAGCUGAGCCCUCGCCAGUACAGCCGUGCUCUCGAGGACCAGGAACAAUACAAUGCAGAGCUGACGCACUUCUCCCGGCAGGAGAACUGCAAGGAUGUCUGCAUCCGGAAGCAGAAGGGGGAGAUCCUGGGCAUUGCCAUCGUGGAGUCAGGCUGGGGCUCCAUCCUGCCCACAGUGGUCAUUGCCAACCUGAUGCACGGGGGUCCCGCGGAGAAGUCGGGCGAGCUGAGCAUCGGAGACCGCCUCAUGUCUGUCAACGGGAUGAGCCUGGUGGGGCUGCCCCUCACCACCUGCCAGAGCAUCAUCCGGGAGCUGAAGCACCAGACAGAGGUUGUGCUGAACAUCGUGCACUGUCCCCCUGUCACCACGGCUGUCAUCCGGCGCCCUGACUCCAAGUAUCAGCUGGGCUUCUGUGUUGAGAACGGCGUGAUCUGCAGCCUGAUGCGUGGGGGCAUUGCUGAGAGAGGUGGCAUCCGCGUGGGGCACCGCAUCAUCGAGAUCAACGGGCAGAGCGUGGUGGCAACACCCCAUGAGAAGAUCAUCCAGAUCCUCACACAGGCGGUCAGUGAGGUCCACAUCAAGACGAUGCCGGCCUCCACGUACCGCUUACUGACCGGGCAGGAGCAACCCCUCUUCCUCUGAGCUGCUGGCCAUGGCCGGCUGUCGCCACACAUGCCUGGAGCCAGGCAGGAGCAAGCCCAGGGCCGUGAGGGCAGGACAGGCUCCGCCUCCUACCCCAGCACCCUCAUGGGAGCCCUCUGGUCCCCAGCAGGGCCUAAUCCUGCACCUCUUUGGUUUUACUCAGGAUGCAGUGGGAGAUUCUGGGGCCCCCGAUAACCAGCUAAGGCAGUGUCAGGGCCUGUGGUGCGUGGUUUGAGCACCUCCUCCCCCUGCCUUCCCCCCUCCCAGCCUCACAGUGCCUGCAGUGUGUGCCUGUCCCGCUGCUUCACAGAGCCCCUCUCCUUGGCCUGGUGCUGGCAGGAGAGGGGACCCCAUGCGAAAGGUCACCCCAUUCAGUCACUACAGAUAGUGCUUUUACACUCACCCACGGUGCCUUUCCCCCUGUGGGGAUGGUGCUGAAUCACAGGUGCGGAGCUCAGCUCGGCACUGACCCUGCAUACCAGUGUGGGGGCACACGCCGGCACCCCCGAGGGAGACCUGGCAGCUCCCAGACUCAGCUUUAAGGGCAGCAGCACCCUUGGCGCCUGCUCCUCCCUGGCUUUGCUGGGGCCCAUCGGGAAUGCAAACGGACUCCCCGUUAGCCCUGGUACACCAUGCUGGGAAACUACCUCUGCUUUUCUCUGGUGCUGCCUUUAACCGCUCUGCACGCACAGCCCAGCCUGCCAGGGCGCUGGCUCGCAGCCCUCAGGGCUGUCCCUCGGCGCAGCGAAAGGGAACAUGGACACUGCUCAGUCCCGCAUCCUGGGGAGCUUGGGGUCCUGAGCCCCAAGGGCCAGCCCCCGGUGAUGUGUCUUUUUGUGAGUGGGUCUCUGGAGCCCUACAGCUGAGGCAGCGCUGCCCUGACUUUGCCUGUGUGCUUGGUUGAUAGAAAAAUAAAAAAAGUUUUGGGGAA